Molecule: messenger RNA, 9540 nt
Organism: Carcharodon carcharias (great white shark)
Lineage: Eukaryota; Metazoa; Chordata; Chondrichthyes; Lamniformes; Lamnidae
Gene: daam2
Product: dishevelled associated activator of morphogenesis 2
Exons: 25
Coding region: 234-3452 (1072 amino acids)
Biological process (GO): actin cytoskeleton organization; negative regulation of oligodendrocyte differentiation; regulation of non-canonical Wnt signaling pathway
Molecular function (GO): small GTPase binding; actin binding
Source: RefSeq, a predicted model, not a curated record
GCAACCGGCGCACAGGCUCAAUCUGAAAAGUGGAAGCUUUUACAACCAAAAUGUGUUCUUCCUCUCACUACUUCUAACAGACUUCCAAGGAUCUAUCUAAUUUAAAAAAAAAUUCCCCCCUCUCCUUCUGCUCUCCUUCUCUUGGAAAUCUGGGUGACUUGUCCUGCAGACAGAAAAGGGAAAGAAAUCAAUAGAAAUGCUUUGAGUAUCAUGAGCUAUAGCUAGCACAACAGAUGGUGACCAUGGCGCCACGGAAACGGAACAGGCAUGUAUUGGGAUUUCUUUGUUGCUUCCAGAGCAGCGAUCAUCCAGAGAUCACAUUCAAGGACAGCAGUGUGCCGCUACAGCUUCUGGAAUUCUCUCUUCCAAUCCCACCAGCUGAUGAACUCAACGCCAGGUUUGCAGAACUCGUUGAUGAGUUGGAUCUUACAGACAAGAACCGAGAUGCUAUGUUUGCACUGCCCGCAGAGAAGAAAUGGCAAAUCUAUUGCAGCAAGAAGAAGGAACAAGAUGACCCCAACAAGCAGGCCACCAGUUGGCCUGAUUACUACAUUGACCGCAUCAACUCCAUGGCUGCAAUGCAGACAGUUUUUGCCUUUGAUGAAGAGGAAAUGGAGAUGAGAAACACAAUCGUCGAAGGCCUUAAAACAGCUCUAAGAACACAGCCAAUGAGGUUUGUGAUGCGAUUCAUCGAACUGGAUGGGCUUACGUGCCUGUUAAACUUUCUCCGGAGCAUGGACUAUGACACAUCAGAGAGCCGCAUUCACACAUCCGUUAUAGGGUGCAUCAAGGCUCUGAUGAACAAUUCCCAAGGCCGGGCCCACGUGCUGGCUCACCCGGAGAGUAUCAACAUCAUUUCCCACAGCCUCAGGACGGAGAACGUCAAGACCAAGAUCGCGGUGCUGGAGAUUUUGGGCGCAGUUUGCCUGGUCCCCGGAGGGCACAAGAAAGUACUGCAGGCGAUGUUGCACUACCAGAUUUACGCAGCAGAGAGGACUCGCUUCCAGACAUUACUUAAUGAGCUGGACAGAAGUACUGGAAAGUACAGGGAUGAGGUGCACCUCAAAACUGCAAUAAUGUCCUUCAUCAAUGCCGUGUUAAACGCUGGUGCUGGAGAGGACAAUCUGGAAUUCCGACUGCACCUCCGGUAUGAGUUCCUCAUGUUAGGAAUUCAACCUGUGAUCGAUAAGUUACGAAGCCAUGAGAACGCAACGUUAGACAGGCACUUAGACUUCUUUGAGAUGGUCAGAAAUGAGGAUGAGAAUGAACUUGCAAAGCGGCUUGACAUGGUGCAUAUUGACACCAGGAGCACAAGCCAGAUGUUUGACUUGAUUCGGAAGAAACUGAGUCACACAGAAGCCUACCCACAUUUAGUGUCUGUCCUCCAGCACUGUCUCCAAAUGCCCUGGAAGAGGAACGGAACCAACAGCCAGCAUUGGCAGCUCCUCGACAGGAUACUACAGCAAAUAGUGCUGCAGGACGAGAAGGGGGAAGAUCCCGACGUCGCACCAUUGGAGAACUUCAACGUGAAGAACAUCAUUCGGAUGCUGGUGAAUGAGAACGAAGUGAAACAGUGGAAGGAUCAAGCAGAAAAGUUCAGGAAAGAACACGGGGAAUUAUUCGCGAGACUCGAAAAGAAAGAAAGGGAGUGCGAGACCAAAACCCAGGAGAAGGACGACAUGAUGAAAACGCUCAAUAAGAUGAAGGACAAGCUCCAGAAGGAGUCGGCUGAGUUGCGCCAAACGAGAGAACAAGUGAUAGAACUCUCUACUCGUCUGAGUGAACUGGCAAACUCGAGUGCAGGAGGCUUUUCCUUCCCCCUUCCCCCUCCCCCGCCCGGGGGUCCCCUUCCUCUACCUCCCCCUCUGAUGCUGGGUGAGCUGCCUCCACCACCCCCACCCCUCCCAUACGAAUUCCUACCUCCUCCUCCCCCGCCCCCUCCUCCUGGCGGCCCACCCCCUCCGCCUGGAGCCCCUCCCUUCUUCAGCUGCGCCAUGCCACCACCCCCUUGCCCGCUCACAGUGGGAAGUAUGAGGAAGAAAGCCAUUCCACAGCCAUCGCACCCGCUGAAGUCCUUCAAUUGGCACAAGUUGGCAGAGGACAGAAUUGGAGGCACCGUUUGGAAUGAGAUAGACGACCUCCGAGCCUUCAACACACUUGACCUGGAAGAUUUCGAGAAGAUGUUCUCUGCCUAUCAGAGGCAGCAGAAGGAGCUCGGCUCUACCGAAGAUCUGUACCUCACGAUGAGGAAGGUGAAGGAGCUGUCAGUGAUUGAUGGACGAAGGGCUCAGAACUGUGUCAUUCUGCUGUCAAAAUUAAAGUUGUCCAAUGAGGAAAUCAAGCACGCAAUCUUACAAAUGGAUGAACAAGAGGACUUGGCCAAGGAUAUGCUGGAACAGCUCCUCAAGUUCGUCCCCGAGAAGAGUGAUAUUGACCUUCUGGAGGAGCAUAAACAUGAGAUUGACCGCAUGGCCAGGGCUGACCGCUUCCUCUAUGAGAUGAGCAGAAUCGACCAUUACCAACAGCGGCUGCAGGCUUUAUUCUUCAAGAAGAAGUUUGCUGAGCGACUCGCAGAAGCAAAGCCAAAGAUCGAAGUGAUCCUUCUGGCAUCCAAAGAGCUAUGUCGAAGCAAGAGGCUGAAGCAGCUCCUGGAGGUUGUCCUUGCCUUUGGAAACUACAUGAACAAAGGCCAGAGGGGGAACGCUUUUGGCUUCAGAAUUUCUAGCCUCAACAAGAUUGGAGAUACAAAGUCAAGCAUUGACAGGAAUAUCACACUGUUGCACUAUCUGAUCAUGAUAUUCGAAAAGAGCUACCCAGAGAUCCUCACCAUUCAGUUAGACUUACUUCACGUACCAGACGCAGCCAAAGUCAACCUGGCAGAACUGGACAAAGAAAUAAACAAUCUUAAGAAUGGACUGAAGGCUUUGGAGUCUGAGCUGGAAUACCAGAAACGCCGCACACGGGACUAUGAGGACAAGUUUGUUCCAGUCAUGAGUGACUUCAUUACAGUCGCUAGCUUCAGCUUUUCAGAGAUGGAGGAUCUGUUAGCCGAGGCUAAAGAUAAGUACUCCAAGAUGUUGAAGCACUUCAGCGAAGACGAAACAAAGAUGCAGCCAGAUGAGUUCUUUGGCAUAUUUGACACAUUCCUGCAGUCAUUCGCUGAAGCAAAACAGGACCUCGAGAACAUGAGGAGGAAGAAAGAGGAAGAGGAGCGAAGGGCUCGCAUGGAAACCAUGCUGAAGGAGCAGCGCGAGAAGGAGCGUCGGCUGAAGAAAGCGCGCGCUGGCAGCGUCUCGGAGGAGGUUGGCGAGUUCGACGACCUGGUGUCAGCCCUGCGGUCCGGCGAGGUCUUUGACAAGGACCUGUCCAAGCUGAAGCGCAACCGCAAGCGCUCCGGCAACCAGGUGGUGGAGAGCGGCAGGGAGCGGGCGGUGACUAAGCUCAAUUAUUGAAGGACUGGCUGCACCCGUUAAGGAGGCCCGGGACAAAUGCCCUGGCGCUCGGCGCCGUUUGUGUGGGCAGGCGUAGUUGGGGGGCAGUGGAACUCUUUACUUACCCUCAAGCUGCAACAGCCCGUGGGCCCAGGGGAUGAGAAAAAUGAAACACAGGACCUUUUGUUCAUCCACCGACCAGAAACAAAACUGCCUUUCUCUCUCUCUCUCUCUCUCUCGCUCUGCCUAUCUCUCCCUCUCUUCCCUUCUCGCCACCUUAAGAGAAUGGAGAGGGGAAAAUGGGCCCAAAGUGCCUGUACACCGUGCUCCUAUCACCAGCCGCUGGGGCCUUUCCUUUUGAAAGCAGGACACUUGACUCUGGAAACAACCGAAGGAACAGAGCAGAGCAUUGUGGGAUUGGAGGGAGUCGCCCUCUGGGACUGAUAAGGAAGCCAUGAUGCUUUGCCAUUAUUAUUACUAUUACUUUUUUAUUUUUUAGUUUUUUGCCCACUCUCCUCGUCCAAAGCAUAAAGGGAUUGAUUCACUCCAGUCCUGCAAGUGGUGGGUCCUCGACUACAUCCUGCUGUGGCACCCCCUCCCUCUCCCGUGUUCCUCUGCUUAAUUUUUAGGGUUGCUAACUGUCCAGGGUCUCCCUGGAGUCUCCAGGAAUUGAAGGUUGUGAGCAACCCUGGAGGAAAAUCACUGGACUCCAAAGACAGUGUAUGGUAUUUUUUUCACAUUUUCUGCAGACUCGCUCCUCACUUGUCUUGCCAAAUUGGUGUGUCAGUGGUGUAAGACAAGAAGCCACCCGAUGAAACCUCCAGGAAUAUGUCCUCCCAGAGUUGGCAACUCCAUCCUGAAGCCGCCUGCAUAACUGAGAUGGUUGAGUCCAGCUACGCCUUGGGGAAAAAAAUGGGGGUUGGGUGGAGCCGGUUGGGAAUCGUGUCAUCAAACUGUGCCAAACAUGAGCUUCCCACCACUUUGGACAUCAGAAAAAACAUAUUAUGUCAAAAAAAACAGUAUUAAAUACAGUCAGUGACUCUGCACUGAUGAUCACCCGAGCACAUAUACCUGUUACCAGAACCUAGAUAGCCACAGCAAAAUAACUGGGCCUCUAUUGUGCAAUAAUUUUUUUAAGCUUAUAUAGAUAUAUGUAUAAUGUUAAAGUUUUACUUUGAAAGAAGAAAGUUAAUUCUUUUGAAGAGUAGACUCGUCACAUCCAAUGUGACUAAAAUGAGCAUGGUCAAUUCUUUCAGUUCUUUUUCUCACCAGCACCUCUCUCCAAACUCUCCCUGCUCUCUCCACAGCCCCUUAACACCUAAAUAAACCAAGCUUUGCCUCUCAUGCUUUUCAGGGCAAUGCAGGGAAAGCAAUCGGCAAGAUUAAAGGUACGUGUGUGGUUGAGAACCAUUUCAAAUACCAGCAAGGGAAAGUUUUUUUUAAAAUGGUUCAGUAGAACCCAGUAUAGGCACACAGACUCAGGAUCAGAAUGGGCUCCAAAUUCCUGUCCCUUUCUCACAUGUAGAUCUCAUAGAGGGAGAAAGGGGAGGGGGGGGAAAAAGCACAUUUCUGAAAUGACAGUUUUUCUUUUUUGUUUUGAGACCUGUAGCACACUGUUCAUAGGGGAGGAGGGAAAGAGGUUGACGUUUCUCUCUAGUGUUUACCACCCAAUGAACUUUUUCAAGUUUUUGACCCAUUUCCCCCAUCCCCAAAAUGGAGACGCAGCAGAUGUUGACCACACUAUGUUAAUGCAGCAGACCCGUACCAUGUUUGAUAAAUGUAGCAGUAUAUUAUAGACAUACUUGUUUUUAAGGUUGUAAUAAGUUUCAUGCGUGGAUGAGGUAGAAUAAUUCCAGGUUAAGGACAAUGAAGGAAUAGAAGAUUAUGCAGCAGCAGCAGCAGCAUGGAUCUGAAGCAUUGUUUCAUCCAUUUUGAAAGGGUUUUAUGAAAGUAGAAAGAGGCAGGACAAGAUGUGAACAUCUGUAGGUGCUGAUCAGUCAUCAAAAAUUUUUAUAUGGGAGAUUUUUCUCUCGGUCCAUUCACAUUUAUGCUGACCGACUGCAAAAAUGGCAUGUUGCUUUGAGAAAUGAUACCUUGAGGCAAGGGGAAGCAUUUCAGUGUGGCCGUUCAUUUGGCCAUAGGCAAGCAUUUUUUUUAUUCUUGGCAAGAUUUUACAACAAACCAGUCUUAAUAUCCCAACUGUGUCAUGACCUGCAGUGCCUAAAGCUUCCUUGUAGCUGAGGCCUGCGGUAUGUGAGGCAGCCAGUCUACUAGACUGAGGCCUGUAGUGAUAACAAGACUGCUCUUUUGGCCAACCACACUGAGGCCUAGAGUGAGGUGUAUUUAAUGGCCUACCACAAGAGGCCUGCUGUAUUUGAUCUCAGUGCUAUGAGGUUAGGUUAGCUCCAAGAUGACAUGUCUGCUAAGUGUCAAUCGAAGAUUGGAACCAGGUUAAUGCUUUAUAUUAGAUUCAGCGACCUAGGAGCCAUGAUGGUUCACAAUCUCCAGGGCAAUGUUGGAGGAGCUCCCCAGGAAAGCUAGUAUCCUUUACAGCCUCUCAAUGACCCCGUAAGCCUGUGCCUGAACAACUGUCUAGACAGCAGGAAGUUUGCCACAGUUUAAACUAAUGGAAGUCCAGCCCCUCCAUUGCUGAUAUGCUGGGUAAGUUUAUUACAUGUGUGACACUGGACCACACAGAUCGAACAUAUCCUUAGUUUGAAUCCCUGGUCUGUGCUCGGUUGGUCAUACAGUAAUAGGGAAGCUACAGAUCUCAACACCUUUGUGGCGAGGGAGAACAAAGCAAGCCCUGGCUCCCCACCCUAAUUGCCACCCCUGCCACAGACUACAGGCUAUGUAAAUGAGGUGAGGCCUGGAUUGGGCAAGAUGAUGCCUUCCCUGAUUGAUUUGAGUGUCAGUGCUGCACAUGAAGAAUAACAUUUUUAUGUAAGGUGCUUGAGGGUUAGCAGUGCCUGUGAAACUAAUUGGCAGCACAAGUCACCAACUGGAAGAGGGGAGGAGAAAAUUGUAAAAGAGGGACAUAAUGGAAAGGCUUCCCAAGGCCUACUGCCCAUGAUAACUUGCUGUGGUGUGUGCUUUGCAGACAAGGAGCAUUUCAUAGAAUGGAAUAAUACAGCACUGACAGGAGGCCAUUCAACCCAUCGUGCUUUUGCCUGCUCUAUGAAAGAGCUAUCCACUCCCCUGCUUUUUCUCCAUCCUGCUGAAGAUUUUCAUUUCAACGUAUUUAUCUGAUACCCUUUUGAAAGUUGCUGUUGAAUCUACUUCCUUCAGGGGGUGCAUUCCUUAGCAACACUCUCCUCUGGCUCUUUAGCCAAAUGUCUUACAUGGAAUCAGUUUUUCCCUCCAAACCCCUCAAUAAUUUUGAGCCUUUCCUAAAUCUCCAUUAACCUUCUUUGCUGUAAGGAGAACAAUCACAGCUUCUCCAGUCCCCCCAUGGAACUGAAGUCCCUCAUCACUGGUACUAUUCUGGUAAAUCUCCUCUGCACCCUCCUGAAGGCCUAUAUCCCCACUUUAAGCCUGGCAUGAAAUCAGGAUGUUGCCAUUGGAAACAGAAACCCCAGGCCAGCUAAACUCCCGACCCUGGCAAUUCUCAACGCCUGCCGCCUGGCAGCUGUGUAUAUCAGAGUGGCUGUGAGUCAGUCCUGAACCUGGUUAACUGAGCAUUGGUUAAUAUGGUGUGAAAUCUUUGCACUGGUGCUCCCCCAUUUGCAUAAUCCGACCCGAUAGCAUGAAGGUCACAGGCGAUGCUCGAGUGCUCCACAUAAAAGGCAUGGCGAAUUGAUUGGUAAGCACCCCUGGCGAAACAAGGGGAGCGGAAGGUCAGGAUCCCACCAGCCACAAACCACUGCACACAGUAAAACAGCCCAGAGCAAGCCACAUUUUAUCGGUUGUAACAAGCAGUGAGCCAGACCAUAAUAACAGCUCCCAAUGCCCCAUAGCUAUUUCACAGAUACAGCCUCAAAAUAAAACAUGUUUGAAAAAAAAAGGGGAGAGGGCUGACCUCGAUUUUAGGGUAAAAAUAUUUUUAGUAUAGAAACCUUUCUCCAAAACACUACAGAAAGGCUGAGCGCUCAAAGGUACCAGAAGAUUAUUUUGACAGAUGUGGUAAUCUGUGAAUCCUGUAUGUAUUUUGAAAGCUGCAAAGGACAUUGAAUGCUCACAGAAAUGAAGCUCCAGGGAGGGAAUGAGCAAGCGGGAUGGAUAGAUGAGCUGUAGAUAGAUUGCCACUGAAUGACCUCAGUUGGAUAUAGCUGAUUUGUUGGCUGUAAUCCUUUAAACUGCCUCUCUUGUCUUUCACUUUAAAAAGUGACUAGUUACACAGCCGGCCCAGCUUCAGACUGCGUUUGGAUGUAGCCUGCUUUCCAGUGAUGCAACAGAUGAGGUACCUGGACAUUUUUUUGGCCAGAAUGGUCAAUUUGUAUUCAGACCAUGAGAAGAGGGUUGUUUAAGAAUCCAACUGAAGAUUAAUAUGUGGUAAAUACAGGUGUGAACUCCAGGUCCCUAUUUUGUAACUGCAUCCCUCUCCCCAUGCCACCCCCAGCCACCCCACACACUCCAUUUGACUCUGCUUUCUUGAACCCAAAUUGUAGGCCUGAAUGCAUUGACUUCAGCCUUUGAGCCUUACUCCCAUGAGUGAUCCCUAUCUAUGCCUAACAUAGUGGUUGCAUUUAAAGCUAGCUCAUGCAGUGGCCAAUAUGCUCCUGCCUGCAUGGUGCCCACUGAACUGAUGCACAUUGGUUGGCAACCCCCUGCAUGGUCAGACUUGGAACUCUGAGGCCACCUAAUGUGCCUUGGCCAGAGUGCAGCAUGCUGGGAGGCUGCGCAAUAAGUAAAAAAAAAGCUUUCCAAAGGCUGCUGACGUAUGAGACCAUAAUGAGAUGGGAAUGACGGGACAGCCCACCAGAUGUGUAGUGCCCAUUUGGGACGAGUGAUUCUGGAAAGGAUCGGGAAAGAUGGGGCAGUGGGAGAUGGGUUUCCUUGGCAUUUGUGCCUAUAAUUUACCAGAAAGCAGCAGGACGGUGAAGAAAAGACUUCUCCAACUAUGGAGAAUUUACUGCAUAGUAACAGGCCAUUUAACCCUCCUGGUCCAUGCUAGUGAUUUUACUCCACAUGAAUCUUCUCCUACUGUAUUGCAUCUAACCCCAUCAACAUAUCCUACUCUUUUCCCCCAUGCCAAGUUUCUCCUCACUUAUUCCCCUCAGCUAUUCUAUAUUUUACACUCAAACCAUUCUCCGUUAAAAUAUUUUCUCCCGAAUUCCUUUUUGGAUUUAUUAGUGACAAUCUUAUAUUUAUGACAUCCAGUUUGGGACUCCUCCACAAAUAGAAACAUCUGCUCUCCAUUUAUGCUAUUAAAGCCCUUUAAAGUUGUAAAGACCUUGAUUAAGUCGCCUCUCAGCCUUGUCAUCUUUUUGUUUUAGAACAGAUCCUCAGCAGUGUACAAGCACACAGCGAAGAAGCAAAACUAAUUAGCAAACAUUUGAGCCACUACUAAGUUGGAGCUCAAUUUAAUUGUCUUGUUUAGUGAUAUGUGACACGGCUGAUGUCUCCUUGUUUGGGCUGUGCCUACAAAUCAAAAUCUGUCUUUGACAAUGCUUUACCAAGGCAUUGACACAUGAUUCCAACAUUGAAACUAACGUGUGAAGAACUGUUAAAUUAGUUGAUGAUUAGUCAUUUGGUAGUAUAGAACUUGAGUAUUGCUGAAAAAGACAUUUUGUCGAAGUUUUUUGUCUUGCACUCAUUAGGACAAUCGCAAGAAAAUACCAAUGUCAGGUGUUGCAAUUGUCCUGAUGAGUGCAAGACGAAAAGCUUCAACAAAAUGUAUUUUUUCAGCAAAAAGAUGAUUGCCAAGUUUGCAGUUAAAUAUCCCAGUGGCAUAGGCUCAACACCCAGGUACAAAUUCCUCUUGUGGCUGAUAUGCUCAGUUUAUUUGAUAGCAGUGACCAAAUUUCAACAGGCAUUAACUGCAGCCUGGUGUUCAGGCUGCUAUGUUUGAUCAGUAGGCAACUGAAUUUCAAUUGUGGAGUAGAAGUGACCCUCUAUCUAUUUUGCGAGCAAGCUGCAGUCUUAUUAUAGUCCUCGAAAUCAGUGGGAG